AUGCUCCACUGGGAACUGGGAACAUGCUGGAGAGGCAAGAUCCUGUCAGGAGCUGCAGAGCAGCACAGCUUCCGUCACAAAUUGAAUUUCAAAGAAUUUAACACCUACUUACUAGAAGCUACAAGGGUACUCAAGGAAUUUUCCAUUGACUUGAUCAAGCAAGGUCUCAUCAUCAUGCUGGCUGCAAUCCUGAUUCUUUUUGGGGCCACAGCGAUAUUGCAAGCAGACUUAAUUCCUGAUACAAAAUCUUUACUUCUUCCGCCUGCCAAUUUCACUAUCAAGAUUAUUGGUUUAGCUCAAGUUCUUUUACGUUGGGAGCCAGACCCUCAACAAGAGCUAAGGAAUGCUGUUCUGGGAUAUGCGGUGAGAAUAAAUACACCUCAAGAAGAUGAUUAUGAAACCAGGGACACUGAAAGGCGGUGUGUAACGAUUCUUCACAAGGGCUUUUCAGCAAGUGUGCAGACCAUCUUUUGGAAUGAACACUCACUCCCUGCCAGCAGUUGGGUUACUGCAGAACUGAAAGACCCUCCAGGGUCUCCUGGAACCUCAAUUGUGAAUUUAACUUGUACCACAAACACUGUAAUAGAUAAGUAUACACUCUUAAGACCAUACCAAGUUUCUCUUCAUUGUACCUGGCUUGUGGGCCAGGAGGCUCCUGAGGACACACAGUAUUUCUUCUACUAUAGGUAUGGCCCUUGGACUGAGGAAUGCCAAGAAUACAGCAAAGACACACUGAAGAGGAAUAUUGCAUGCUGGUUUCCAAGGACUGUUAUCAACAGCAAAGGGAGAGACAGACUUGCAGUAUAUAUUAAUGGCUCAAGCAGGCAUGCUAUCAUCAAGCCAUAUGAUCAAUUGUUUGAUCUUCAUGCCAUUGAUCAAGUAAACCCACCAAUGAACAUCACCGCAGAGAUUGAUGGAGUUCAUCUCUCUAUCCAAUGGGAGAAGCCAGUUUCUUUCUUUCCAAUCCACUGCUUUCAGUAUGAAGUUAAGAUUCAGAGCACAAGGAAUAAUUAUGUACAGAUAGAAAAAACGACAACCAAUGCGUUCACCUCAGUAAUUGACGCUAUUUCUAAGUACUCCGUUCAAGUGAGAGCAACAGUGGAAUCUGUGUGCAGGGCCGAGGGACGCUGGAGUGAAUGGACUCAACCUAUUUAUGUGGGAAAUGAUGAGCAGACACCGUCGAGAGAAUGGCUUCUUAUCAUACUUCCAGUAGCCAUCUUCUUCAUCUUGUUGAUGAUCUCCCUCAUCUGCAGAAUUUGUCACUUAUGGGCCAAGUUGUUUCCACCAGUUCCGGCACCUAAAAACAACAUUCAAGAUCUCUUUGUCAGCACCAUGCACGAGAAAUUUAGUUCCAAUGAGACCGAAAUCGAAGUCAUAAAUUAUGUGGACGAACAUGGACUUGAGAUUCUGGAAGAUUCUGUGUUUUGA
Chrysochloris asiatica (Cape golden mole) is the source of this 1428-nucleotide messenger RNA. It is a transcript of the gene IL5RA, whose product is annotated as interleukin 5 receptor, alpha. Gene Ontology annotation, cellular component: external side of plasma membrane. Gene Ontology annotation, biological process: cytokine-mediated signaling pathway; immunoglobulin mediated immune response. NCBI's taxonomy places the organism in Eukaryota, Metazoa, Chordata, Mammalia, Afrosoricida, Chrysochloridae. The record is from RefSeq and is a predicted model, not a curated record. The coding region runs from base 1 to 1428 and encodes 475 amino acids. The transcript has 12 exons. Gene Ontology annotation, molecular function: protein binding; cytokine receptor activity.